This is a messenger RNA of Phragmites australis (common reed), 1925 nucleotides long. RefSeq lists its product as uncharacterized. The record is from RefSeq and is a predicted model, not a curated record. The coding region runs from base 107 to 1561 and encodes 484 amino acids. NCBI's taxonomy places the organism in Eukaryota, Viridiplantae, Streptophyta, Magnoliopsida, Poales, Poaceae. The transcript is spliced from 3 exons.
AAAAUUUCUCUGCUUUACUCUGCGCUUCCCCUCACAGCUAGCUAGCCCUGUGUGAUACUACUAAGAAAGAGAAGGAAAGGAAACGCCACUCCUACUCGGCCAGCCGAUGCUGCCGUCUUCCAGGGCGAGGUCCAGGUCCUGGUCCUGGGGAGCUGGGACGUGGACUGCUAGUACUCCGCCCUCGUCUCCCAGGCUUCAGCCUCGGCACGAGCGCAGCCGGUCCUCCACCUACUCGCCACUCAUUUCCGAGACUCACGGCGGCCUGAUGGAGGAGGAACUCCGGGCAGAGAGGGAGGAGAAGCCGACGGAGCUGCAGAGCAACGGCGACGCGGCGAAGGAGGAAGCGUCCGGCGAGCGGGUUCAGCUCCUUGAACGGGAGGUGGCGGUGGCGAAACAGACGGAGAUGAAGAUCCUGGAGUCGCUGAUCCAUCGGACCAAGGAGCUCGAGCAGGCAAAGAUCGCGCUCGAGGAGGCCAAUCUCGAGGUCGCCACGCUGAGGCAGCAGGGCUCUAGAGGGGCCGCUGAGUCCGCUGCGCAGUGGAGCGUCAUGGACCUCAUGUUCGGAGCCGUCGACGAGGAGAUCAACGGACUCAAGACCAAGCUCCGGGCGGCGGUGCUGGCAGAGGAGCGGAGCAGGAAGGCGGCCGACGACCUCACCGCCGCGUUGUCCGCGGUCGCCAUGGAGGCCAAGCAGGUGAAGGCCUGGCUGUCCGACGCGCAGAUCGAGCUGGAGGGCGCGAACGCCGAGGUCGAGCGGCUCAGGGGGCUGCUGCACGCCUCCGAGGCGGAGCUGUGGUCGACGACCGAGCAGCUCGACGCCGUCACGAUCGAGUGGAAGGAGGCCGCGGUCGCGUGGCGCGCCAGGGAGAAGGCGCUGCUCGGGCGCUCCCGCGCGGCCGAGGAGGAGGCUGGCGCGGCGCGGCAGGAGAACGCCGAGCUCGCCGAGGCACACCGGGCGCUCAGCGACGAGAACGAUGGCCUGCACCGCGGGCUGGAGCAGGCAGUCGAGGAGGCCAACGCGUGCAGCGAGUCGCUCGAGCUCGCGAGCGGUGAGAACUCCAAGCUGCAAGACGCCAUCGCCGAGAAACAGCGCGCUCUGGAGACCAUGCGGCAGGAGAACGAGAGCCUCAAGGCCAGUGAGGCCGCGGCGCGGGCGCGCGCCAAGGAGCGCGACGGCCAGCUCGUGCUCGCGGCAGCAAGGAAGACAGCAACCGAUGCUGCCGCUGGAAAGACAUCAGAGCUGCCACCGGAGAAGUGGAGAAGCGAAGCGGUGCAGGGCAAGCUCAGCGCGGCGUUCUUGGACUCCGGCAGGGUGACGGCGUGCCGGAAGGACCGAAUGUUCGCGUCGCUCAGCAACCUCGCCGAGCUCAAGUCAUCGGCGGCCGCGGCGGCCAUGGACGACUACGACUACGAGUUCGAUCACUUCGACGUGGGCCAGUACGGUGGCACGGAGCAUGCCAUGAAGCACAGGAAGAGGAGGUCGAUUCUGAGGAAGUUUGGGGAUCUCUUCAGGAGGCGAAGCCUGUACAAGUCCAAUCUAGCUCCGGUGCUGCACUACUAGGAUCCAGAUAAACCAUAGAUGUUUGCGAGAUGGCUUUGCAGUGUCCUUGUUGGUUGAUAUGCAUAAGGGAAAAAGUAUAUCACCGCCGCCACCAUGGUCUUCAGAUCUCGCUUCUGCUGGAAAUAUGAUGGUUGAUUGAAUCGUUUGUGUGUUUGAAGGAUAGGCCUGUAGAGUGUUGUAAUACGAUCCCAAUUCUAGGCGCACGAUUUCUAGCAAUGGAGCAAGAGUUGGAGGGAGAUGAUAUCGUUUCAUAUGAUCAUGACAGUGCCAGUAUAGCAUUGUGUAAUCAUGCUGGUGGAUCAGUUUUCGGUGAUGAUGUCAGCGCAGUCUGUCAAUUACGUGUACUUUUUUCCUUUUUGAUAGA